AUGGCAGCAACUAUUCACCUACCAGCCGUCAAACUCCAGAAAAUCCAGGAACGAUUCCCGGAUGCCAUCAUAUCAAAGAUCACCUCAGCACCUGACCAUCCCCGGUUCAAUUACGACGGCUUCAAACCGGGCCGUCGAGUUCUAGAAGCAGGCCAUGUUCGCUAUCCGGGUCGCAGGCCAUUCGGUGUACCAACUGUAUAUGAGCGAGACCAAGCUAUUACGGUUCGCGAUGGCGCUCGUCUAUACGCAGACAUCUUCCGCCCCGAAACGUCUGAUACACAGCCUGUUCCAUGUAUCCUUCCGUGGAGCCCAUACGGUAAAACUGGUACGGGACCUCAGAACUACGACUUCAUGGCCCCUUAUCGAGCUGGAAUCGCGCUUGAUCGCACAUCAGGCUAUGAAAAGUUCGAGGCUCCCGAUCCUUCCGAGUGGGCUGAGCGUGGCUACGCUGUUUUGAACAUUGAUGCUCGUGGUGCUGGACAUAGUCAAGGAGUCAUUGCACGAUGGGGCAUUCAAGAAGCAGAGGACGUUUAUGACGUCAUUGAGUGGCUGUCUAAACAGCCUUGGUGCAAUGGCUCCGUCGUGAUGGCCGGGAAUUCCUGGUUGGCUAUAUCGCAGAUUAACUUUGUUUCCAGAAUGCACCAUCCUGCAUUGAAAGCGAUUGCACCCUGGGAAGGUUAUACAGAUCUGUAUCGCCACUAUGUUGCCAGGGGUGGACGUCCCCAUAUUCCUGGCUUCCACCGGAUGAUCUCAAACGGGCUUGCGGGGCCUGAAGGUGCUGAGAACGUUGUCGCCAUGCUUGAGAAACAUCCGCUGUACGACGACUACUGGGAGGCCAAGAGAAUUCCUGUUGAGAACAUCGACAAUAUUCCUAUGUAUGUUGUUGCUUCAUACUCAAGCAUGCUGCAUACAUAUGGCUCGUUCCAGACUUUUCGACAAGCCAAGACAGAAAAGAAGUGGCUUCGUGUCCAUCCGUAUCAAGAAUAUGAACUUCAGCAGUUUUUCGACUUCUAUUGCAAGCCUGAUAUUGUCAAAGGCACAAACUGGGAAUCCUCAACCCCUCGGGUCCGGCUUUCACUGCUUGGCUUUGAGGCAGACGGGAGUUCCGCCACGACUGUUAUCGAGAGGCCUGAGGAGAGUUACCUGCUUGCAAGACAAAGGCUACGAACUCUAUACCUUGACGGGGAAAAAGCAAAACUAGUAGAUUCAACACCAGAUCAGGAAUCCAUAAAGUCGUAUGAAGGAAAAACGACAUUUGAUGUCGCAACUGAGCUGGCUGGCUACCCAAAGGCAGUGUUAUACAUGUCAUGCCCCGACCAUGACGAUUUCGAUGUUGUAGUGCAGGUUCGCAAGAUCGAUAGCAACGGCCGGCAGCUCUCACAUCUCAACUACCCUUGUCCUGUUCCAAUUGACGAGGUACCCGAUGUAAACACAGCGAAAACUUUAGGUCCGCAGGGCUUCCUUCGAGCUUCGCAUAGCGUCUCUCUUAAGGGACAUGGCGGGCCCGUUGUUUCCCACGAUCUGUCGCGUGAGACAGACGUUUUGUACAGCCACCGUGUUCGACGGCCCAUCAACCCUGGUACAAUUGUCCGCCUAGAGAUCCCCAUAUGGCCGAUUGGGAUGGCGUUCGCCGCUGGAGAAGGCAUAGCGCUCAACGUUUCUGGGCAUGAUAUGUGCCUACCUGAGACUGACUUGUGUCGCUUGAGAGAACCAGAGGAUGAGAAUGUCGGGAGGCACCAUGUUCAUACAGGAGGUAAGUACGACAGCCAUUUGAUCAUUCCUGUUAUCAUGGGUUAG
This is a messenger RNA of Fusarium musae, 1797 nucleotides long. RefSeq lists its product as uncharacterized. NCBI's taxonomy places the organism in Eukaryota, Fungi, Ascomycota, Sordariomycetes, Hypocreales, Nectriaceae. The record is from RefSeq and is a predicted model, not a curated record. Bases 1 to 1797 code for a protein of 598 amino acids. Gene Ontology annotation, molecular function: dipeptidyl-peptidase activity. The transcript is spliced from 3 exons.